Molecule: messenger RNA, 867 nt
Organism: Parnassius mnemosyne (clouded apollo)
Lineage: Eukaryota; Metazoa; Arthropoda; Insecta; Lepidoptera; Papilionidae
Source: the annotation of a GenBank genome assembly
AUGUGUAAUAUUUCAACGUUUGUGUUUUUUGACAUAGAAACCACAGGUUUGCCUUAUCAAGAGAAAAACCAAACUAAAAUAACUGAACUUACUUUCGUAGCAGUUUCUGCAAUCGACAUAGAAUCCACAUCUAUUGGUUCUCUUCCAUUGGUAAAUAAAUUAUCGCUGCUUUUUAACCCUCAAAGGAAAAUAAACCCAGAAGUUGUACGUUUGACAGGAUUAUCAAAGUGUUCUUUGGCACAACAGCCAGUGUUCAAAUCAAAAAUAAAAACUCUUAAUUCAUUUUUAGAAGAAUUGCCAAAGCCUGUGUGCUUAGUUGCCCAUAAUGGCAAUAGAUUUGAUUUUAAGAUACUUUUAGCUGAAUAUAAAGAUGCAGAUGCAAAAUUUCCUGAUGAUUUACUUUGUGUAGACUCUUUGAGUGGUUUUAAAAAAGUUUUGAAUGAUGACACAUAUAAAAGUUCACAACAAAAUAACAUAAGACCCAUUUCUACUAGCUCACCAAAAAUUGAAGACAUUCUGACUGAGGAUGAAGAUGAGUGGCCAGAACUGAAUGCCAGUGUAGAAGAAUGGCAGCAGAUGGAUGAAUUGACACAGUCUCUAUCUAACAUAACAUGUGACGAAGUGAAAGAUAAAAAAAAGUGUCUUGAACAAAAUAAUGUUAAGGAUAAGGAAGUAAGAGAGAAAGUAAGUUAUACUUUAUCAGAGUUAUACAGGAGGCUAUUAAAAAAAGAACCUAUUAAUGGACACAGAGCUGAAGUGGACUGUAUGAUGCUGCUGGAAUGUGUUAUUGCAACUAAGUCUACUUUUUUACCAUGGGCAAAUAAAUCUUCAAAACUUUUAAAUCAAGUCACACCCUUACAGAGAUAA